Molecule: messenger RNA, 4907 nt
Organism: Galeopterus variegatus (Sunda flying lemur)
Lineage: Eukaryota; Metazoa; Chordata; Mammalia; Dermoptera; Cynocephalidae
Gene: ERCC6
Product: excision repair cross-complementation group 6
Exons: 20
Coding region: 5-4474 (1489 amino acids)
Biological process (GO): transcription-coupled nucleotide-excision repair
Cellular component (GO): nucleus
Molecular function (GO): ATP binding; ATP-dependent chromatin remodeler activity
Source: RefSeq, a predicted model, not a curated record
GAGGAUGCAAAAUGAGAGAAUUCCCCACUCAAGUCUAACCCAGGAGCAAGACCGUUUACAAAGUAGGCACGUCAGUAAUGAUGAAGAAACCGCAGUCAGGCAGGGAAAUGGUGCUGCGGAGGUGGAGAAAUGCCUCCCCUCUCGCUCCUCCUCUGAUGGGCCGUCCACCUCUGCCGAGGGAGGUGCGUCGGUGGUUUCCAGGAGAGGGCCAGCCCUGCUGCACAUCGACAGACACCAGAUCCAGGCGGUGGAGCCCAGUGCGCAGGCCCUUGAGCUGCAGGGUUUGGGUGUGGAUGUCUACGACCAGGCGGUGCUGGAGCAAGGUGUGCUGUUGCAGGUGGACAGCGCCAUCCAUGAGGCCAACCGUGUGGCCCAGCUCGCUGACGCGGAGAAAGAGUAUCGGUCAAUCCUGGAUGACCUUGCGUCAUGUACGACAUCCUUAAGGCAAAUUAAUAAAAUUAUUGAGCAACUUAGCCCUCAAGCUGCCACCAACAGAGACAUCAACAGGAAACUAGAUUCUGUAAAGCGGCAGAAGUAUAAUAAGGAACAACAGCUGAAGAAGAUCACUGCAAAACAAAAGCGUCUCCAGGCCAUCCUUGGAGGAGCGGAAGUGAAGGUUGAACUAGAUCAUGCCAGUCUGGAGGAGGAGGAGGAUGCAGAACCGGGGCCAUCCUGUCUCGGCAGCAUGCUUAUGCCUGUCCAGGAGACUGCCUGGGAAGAGCUCAUCCGCACUGGCCAGAUGACACCUUUUGGUACCCAGAUCCCUCAGAAACAGGAGAAAAAGCCUAGAAAAAUAAUGCUCAAUGAAGCAUCAGGCUUUGAAAAGUAUUUGGCAGAUCAAGCAAAACUGUCUUUUGAAAGGAAGAAACAAGCUUGUAAUAAAAGAGCAACUAGAAGAGCUCCAGCCUCCAUCAUGUCUAAGUUGAGCCCCUCAACACAAAAUGGAAAUGAAUCAAACAAGAAAAACAAAGUUCUCUUGAAAACAGAUAAGCGCUUGAAGAAGCACAUCAGGAAGCUCCAGAAGAGGGCUCUGCAGUUCCAGGGGAAAGUGGGAUUGCCCAAGGGGAGGAAGCCCCUGGAGUCUGAUGUGAGGACCAAGGCAGAGGCAGACUCUGAGAGUGGAGGGUCUGAGUACCUCCCCCCAGAGGAGGAUGAAGAUGAGGACGAGGCCGAUCAGGUGGGGGCAGGCCUGUCUGCAGAUGGCACUGAUUAUGAACUGAGGCCUGUGCUCAAGGGCCGGAAAUGGCAGAAGAAGAUCCCAGUGCAGGAGAUUGAUGAUGACUUUUUCCCAAGUUCAGGGGAAGAAGCUGAAGCCACAGGAGGAGGAGGUCGGAAAGUAGUGAGGUGCCGAGACGAUGGAGAUGAAGAUUGUUAUAAGCAGCGGUUAAGGAGAUGGAAUAAACUGAGGCUGCAGGACAAAGAGAAACGUCUGAAGCUAGAAGAUGAUUCUGAGGAAAGCGAUGCCGAAUUUGACGAAGGUUUUAAAGUGCCGGGUUUCCUAUUCAAAAAGCUUUUUAAGUACCAGCAGACAGGUGUUAGGUGGCUGUGGGAAUUGCACUGCCAGCAGGCAGGAGGAAUUCUGGGAGAUGAAAUGGGAUUGGGCAAGACCAUCCAGAUAAUUGCCUUCUUGGCAGGUCUGAGCUACAGCAAGAUCAGGACUCGUGGUUCAAAUUACAGGUUUGAGGGAUUGGGUCCAACUAUAAUCGUCUGUCCAACGACAGUGAUGCAUCAGUGGGUGAAAGAGUUUCACACAUGGUGGCCUCUGUUCAGAGUGGCAAUUCUACACGAAACUGGUUCCUACACCCACAAAAAGGAGAAACUAAUUCGAGAUAUUGCGCAUUGUCAUGGAAUUUUGAUCACUUCUUACUCCUACGUUCGAAUAAAGCAAGAUGACAUUAGCAGGCAUGACUGGCACUAUGUAAUCUUGGACGAAGGGCACAAAAUUCGAAAUCCAAAUGCUGCUGUUACCCUUGCUUGCAAACAGUUCCGCACCCCUCAUCGGAUCAUCUUGUCUGGCUCACCAAUGCAGAAUAACCUGCGGGAACUGUGGUCACUGUUUGACUUUGUCUUCCCGGGCAAGUUAGGCACGCUGCCUGUGUUCAUGGAGCAGUUCUCUGUCCCCAUCACCAUGGGAGGGUAUUCGAAUGCAUCCCCAGUACAGGUUAAAACUGCUUAUAAGUGUGCGUGUGUCUUGCGAGAUACCAUAAAUCCAUACCUACUGCGGAGAAUGAAGUCAGAUGUCAAGAUGAGCCUUUCCUUGCCCGAUAAAAAUGAGCAGGUCUUAUUUUGCCGUCUUACAGAUGAGCAGCAUAAAGUCUACCAAAAUUUCAUUGAUUCCAAAGAAGUUUACAAGAUUCUCAAUGGAGAGAUGCAGAUUUUCUCUGGACUUACAGCUCUAAGAAAAAUCUGCAACCACCCUGAUCUCUUUUCUGGAGGUCCCAAGAACCUCAGAGGUCUUCCAGAUGAUGAGCUAGAAGAAGAUCAGUUUGGAUACUGGAAACGUUCUGGGAAAAUGAUUGUUGUUGAGUCUUUGUUGAAAAUAUGGUACAAGCAGGGUCAACGAGUAUUGCUAUUUUCUCAGUCAAGACAGAUGCUGCACAUUCUUGAAGUAUUCCUCAGAGCCCAGAAUUAUUCCUAUCUCAAGAUGGAUGGUACCACUACGAUAGCUUCAAGACAACCACUGAUUUCAAGAUACAAUGAGGACACAUCCAUCUUUGUGUUCCUUCUGACUACUCGGGUGGGCGGCAUAGGAGUCAACUUGACAGGGGCAAACAGAGUCAUCAUCUACGACCCUGACUGGAACCCAAGCACAGACACGCAGGCCCGGGAGCGAGCGUGGAGAAUUGGCCAGAAGAAGCAGGUGACCGUGUACAGGCUUCUGACCGCAGGCACCAUUGAAGAGAAGAUCUACCACCGGCAAAUCUUCAAGCAGUUUUUGACAAACAGAGUUCUGAAAGAUCCCAAACAAAGGCGAUUUUUCAAAUCCAAUGAUCUUUAUGAGCUAUUUACUCUGACUAGUCCUGACACAUCUCAGAGCACUGAAACAAGUGCUAUUUUUGCAGGAACUGAUUCAGAUGUUCAGACACCAAAAUGCCAUUUAAAAAGGAAGACUCAACCAGCCUCUGGAACAGACCAUGACAUUCUAAAAUGCAAAAUGUUCCCUGGUUCUGAUGCAUCUACACAUGAUGCCACGUCAUCUGAGGGGAAAUCUAAGGCCACAGGAACUGAAGUAAAUGCAGUAACUUCUCACCAAAGCGAUCCUUUGAAAGCUGACCCUCACACGAGUAGUAAUGUGCCUGGCAGUUACAGGCUUGGAGAAGAGGCCAGCGCGGUGUCUAGACCAGAGGGGUCAUCGGUGAUGAGUGAAAAGGGGGAAAGUUCAAAUUCUCCAAGAAUCAGCACAGUGUCCAUGCCACCUGUUGAGGGCAGUGUUGAUGAAAGGCACGGUCUUUCUCAUGAAAGAGAAGGCUGCCAGGUUCAGACAGAGCCCUUUUGUGAGAGAGAGCAGAUGGAAAAUAACUUCUGUAAGCACAAGUCAAAAACAAAACAUCAUGGCAUGGCAGCAGCAGAGACCCUGCAGAAACACCUGAGACCAAAGCAAAAGCCUCAGAACGCUAAGCAUCGCAGGGACGCCAAGUUUGAAGGAACCCGGAUUCCAUACCUGGUGAAGAAAAGGCAGUUCCAGAAGCAGGACAGUGCAGAUGAGAGGGAGGCCAGGAAACAGAGCACUGAUGAUUAUGUUCUUGAAAAGCUUUUCAAAAAAUCAGUCGGCGUGCACAGCGUCAUGAAGCAUGAUGCCAUCAUGGAUGGAGCCUGUCCAGAUUACAUGCUGGUGGAGGCAGAAGCCAACCGAGUGGCCCAGGACGCCUUGAAAGCCCUGAGGCUCUCUCGGCAGCGGUGUCUGGGAGCAGCAUCUGGUGUUCCCACCUGGACUGGCCACAGGGGCACUUCUGGUGCACCAGCAGGAAUAAAGAGUAGGUUUGGUCAGAAAAGGAAUUCCAGCUUCUCUGUGCAGCGCCCUUCUUCAACAUCUCCAGCAGAGAAAUGCCAGAACAGUGUCCUGAAAAAAGAGGGGAAAGAUAACAUGCCUCAGCACUUUAGUGGAACAGCAGAAGGUGCAGAGUCUUCUUCUGGGGCCCUCUGUUCAUCCUCACUCCUGGCUAAAAUGAGAGCUAGAAACCACCUGAUUCUGCCGGAGCGGUUGGAGAGUGAAAACGAGCCCUUCCAAGAGGCGAGUGCCCCGCUGCCUGCCACCACGGAACACGACGACCUUCUGGUGGACAUUAGGAACUUCAUCGCUUUUCAGGCCCAUGUGGAUGGCCAGGCCAGCACUCGGGAGAUACUGCAGGAGUUCGAGUCCAAGUUAUCCACGUCGCAGUCUUGUGUCUUCCGAGAACUGUUGAGAAAUCUGUGCACUUUUCAUAGAACUUCUGGUGGUGAAGGAAUUUGGAAACUCAAGGCAGAAUACUGUUGAUCAGCCUUGCUCCCUAAACCUUCACUUCACUGAAUAAUCAGAAUGCAGUGGGAAUUUCUGAUUAUUAAUCCCGUUGUUGAUGGAAGUUGGCAGCACUUGAUGUUUACUUUGAAUGAUGUCUACCUCAUGGUUAACACUUUAAGGAAGAAGAAACUCUUCUCUGAAACGUCAAAGUUGUAAUAAUGCUAACUAAAGGACAAAACACUUGGAUUGAUUUUUUUCUUUUUGGCGAUAUGAAUUGAAUUGUGUUAUAAAAUCAGGGACCGGACAGUUACUCCUUGGAGCACAUUCAUUCCUUUACCCAAAAGAUGCUGUCAGGGAGCACAUCUAGAAGUUUGCAGAACAGAAAUCUCAAGAAUUCUUUUUAUUGGUGCUAAAAGCAGGUCUUUUAUUCAUUCAGAUCUAUUCAAUAAAUUAGUUCAUUAAUAUCUGA